This is a messenger RNA of Phoenix dactylifera (date palm), 809 nucleotides long. The record is from RefSeq and is a predicted model, not a curated record. NCBI's taxonomy places the organism in Eukaryota, Viridiplantae, Streptophyta, Magnoliopsida, Arecales, Arecaceae.
UCGCGCGGAUCUUGGGUUCUUGCGUUUCUCCGAGUCGAUCGAUCGGACGGCGAUUAUGGCGACAGCGGCGGGCGAUGCGAAGAAGACGAUAACGUUGCGGAGCUCCGACGGGGAGGAGUUCGAGGUGGAGGAGGCGGCGGCGAAGCAGUCGAAGACGCUCACGAACAUCAUCGAGGACGGGUGCGCCGACGGCGGGAUCCCCGUCUCCAACGUCACUGGCAAAGUCCUCGCCAAGGUCCUCGAGUACUGCAAGAAGCACGCCGACUCUGCCGCCACUGAGGAGGAGAUCGCCGCCUGGGACUACGAGUACAUCAACGUGGAGCAGGACGUCCUCUACGAGGUCAUCGUGGCCUCCAACUAUCUGAACAUCAAAAGCCUUUUGGAGCUCGGCUGCCGCGGAGCGGCUGAUAUGAUCAAGGGAAGGACUCCUGCGGAGAUCCGGCAGUGGUUCAAAAUCCCGAAUGACUUCUCUGCUGAGGAAUUGCGAGAGGUCAAGAGGGAGAUGUUAUGGGCCUUUGAAUAAAGGAAAAGAAAGGAUUGAGCUCUUUACACUUGCUCUGCUCAUACAGGGUUGAUAACUGGUAGCUGCAACAUAGAAAUGAUUAAGAGAUGCAGAGCAUCAAAAAUUUGGCAGGACCUUUUUCUUGCUCUCCUUCUUUAGUCGAUAUAGUCAGAUUGGUAUACGCAUGCACCUCACUGUUUUGGAUGCAGGCAAUGGUUAAAAAGUUUUGAACGUUUCCAAGUAAUUCUGUUCCUUGAAAUAAUGGUGGCCUAUCAAUUCUGUUGAAUCUAUCAUUACUCAUUCCUCA